UAGUCAUUCACUUAUUAGAAACGAAAAGAUUCAUGUUAGUCCUUGAUACAUAUUGCAACAUUUAUUUAGCGUUCCAUAAGACAAUGCAAAGGAAAUUUGUCAUUCAGGACGUGGUAAAAAAGAACAGCAGAACAAAGAAAGGCCUACCCCAACAUGCAAACGUCAGCAUCAACCCCCUGACAAGAUAUCCACACCCCUACGAUAAUGGCGCUACUGAACUAUUCUUUGCCCUUUUUAGCAACGCCUCACCCCCCUGCAGCAUCCUAUUAUAUCCCGCCUCCCGUCCCUACGCAGGAGGGUCCCUAUUCCUAUCCGCCCCCGCAAAAGCCGUUUUUAAGGGAGGACCUUGGAGGAGGAGGAGGUGGGAGCGGAGGCCAUAAUGGAGGCGCCCCGAUACCUCCCCCUCCCUAUCCCCCUUACGGAGCUCCCCCACCCCCUAAGGGCCCCACUAAAUCCCAUUCGCACGCCAACGUCGACUACGGCGACUACGAUGACGAAGACAGUGGCGUGCCGGUGACCCCUAUUCAGGGUCCGAUAUUUAUAAAGAACGGUUCAGUGCCUGUGGUGCCGUUGUAUUCGUAUCCUGUGCUUAGUAAUGGUACUUUUGUACAUAUACCGG
Molecule: messenger RNA, 619 nt
Organism: Acanthoscelides obtectus
Lineage: Eukaryota; Metazoa; Arthropoda; Insecta; Coleoptera; Chrysomelidae
Source: the annotation of a GenBank genome assembly